Molecule: messenger RNA, 1476 nt
Organism: Drosophila eugracilis
Lineage: Eukaryota; Metazoa; Arthropoda; Insecta; Diptera; Drosophilidae
Product: zinc finger protein 155
Exons: 4
Coding region: 134-1300 (388 amino acids)
Biological process (GO): regulation of transcription by RNA polymerase II
Cellular component (GO): nucleus
Molecular function (GO): DNA-binding transcription factor activity; zinc ion binding; RNA polymerase II cis-regulatory region sequence-specific DNA binding
Source: RefSeq, a predicted model, not a curated record
UGGUAAAGAAAAUGGCGAUGCCUUUGCGUAUCUAUUUUUCAGUCGCUUUACACAACACUUUAGCAACACAAAUUUUAACACUAAAAUACUGUACGAGCGGUUCUUUUAAUUAAAUUGUGAGUAGGAACUAAGAAUGCGCGGCGAACUAACCCCGGAGACGUGCCGGGUCUGCCUGGAGCCCAGUGCGCGUCUGCAGCGCCUGGACGAAUCCCGUGAAGAGGGCGAGGAGACACCAAACGAGAUGUUAAUUCAACUUUUGGGUGUCUCUUACAGCAAGUUAAAUGAUAAGGAACAGAUCCCUGAUGGCAUCUGUAAGUCGUGCAAAGUGGAACUCAACAUGGCCUAUCAAUUCCGUGAGAAGGCGCUUCGCAAGCAGGGCGAGAUCGAGGAAUACCUUAGGGAACUGGGCUUGCUUGAUGAUGCCGAUGAGUUGCUAAUCAAGGAGGAGGACGGCUCGCAGACAAUUUGCGAUGAAGAAAUGUAUAUUCUGGAGGAGACAACUACGGGGGAAGAGGAACACCAUGACGGCAAGGAGCAAGAUGAAUUUGUAGAGUUGGACGCCAGCGAGAAUCCGGAGUGCAUUAGCGACACCAUUGAGUACCUAGAGGACAACUACACUAUCGACAUGACUCCCGAGCAGUCCGAGGUCGUCCUAGAGACUGAGACGCAAUUUGACGAUACGCCCACGCAGCAAUUGGCGCUCCAGGAAGCUGCAAAGGCCAGCCUAAAGGCGCGGCGCGGUCGUCUUCGUCGCGGACUCAACUCUUUGACCACAUCUGACGGCACCGAAAAAGGCGGCUACAUCUGCGACGUCUGCGGCAACUUCUACGAGAAGCGCGGUCGGAUGAUGGAGCACCGAAGGCGCCACGACGCCAUCUGUCAGUAUGCAUGCGAACUCUGCGAUGCUAAGUUCCAGGUGCGCGAACAGCUGAGGAAACAUAUGUACUCCCACACUGGCAGCAAACCCUAUAAAUGCAGCUUCUGCAGUCGACAGUUCUUCUACGAGAGUGUCCUUAAGUCCCAUGAAAAUGUUCACCGUGGCAUUAAGCCCUACGUGUGCAAGGUGUGCGACAAAGCCUUCGCUUAUGCUCAUUCGCUGACCAAGCACGAGCUCAUCCACACCGACAUCAAGCUGUACCGCUGCGAAUAUUGCCAUAAAGACUUCCGACUGCUGCAUCACAUGCGCCAGCACGAGGAGACCAAGCUGCACCAGAACGCCGUAAUGUUGGCCGAGAGUAUGAAGGUGGAGAUGGUGGGCGAGGAGGAAGACGGGCACGAGGUCAGGAUUGAAGCCCACUGAUGUAUUAAAUUCCAUCAGAUCCUGCUUUACCUAUUUUUUGGGUUCUAAUUUACAAAUAUACUUAAUCCCUUGUGUAGUAAUGUUAGCUUAUAUUGAAUGCACAUAUAUAUAUAUAUAUAUAAGAACUUUUUAGGAACUCGUUUCGAUAAAUAAAGGUUAUUUUUGUUAAAAAGAUA